CUCUGAGUAUCGCCGUGAACGAAAACCUCAUCUUUGCGAUUUUGCGCCAAGUUGGUUGACAUGAGGUGUCGAUAAGCUGGGAGCUUCCCCGCGCCACCUUCCAACCUCGAAGCGCAGCAUGGCCGGAGUAACUGAGAAGGUGCUCAAUUGGCUGUACAGUGUCCUCCCUAGCGAAUACUCUGAUGUCAAUCGCACGUACAACGACGUCGCCGACACCCUCUCCAACUACCCUUCCCUAUCCCCGCGAACCGAAGUCUACACAUACGAGAAUGGGGCUUCGGCGCUCCUGCUCCUGCUCAGCGGAACUCUCCCCGUCACUUUUCGAGGCGCCACGUACGGCUUCCCGGUUGCGAUAUGGGUGCCCCACGCCUAUCCCCGUGAGUCCCCUAUAGUCUAUGUCAAACCCUCUCAGGACAUGCUGGUCAGGCCUGGCCAGCAUGUUAGUGGGGAUGGCAGGAUAUACCACCCAUAUCUGGCACAAUGGGGCAAAUACUGGGAUAAAUCUACUAUAUUCGACUUCCUGGCGGUCCUGCGCGGAGUUUUUGCAAAGGAACCACCUGUUCGAUCGAAGCAGCAGUACGGUGCUCCCACACCGCAAGCUCCUCCGCCUGUGCCCCCCCCACCUGCUGAAUGGCGACGCUCCAUGCAAGGGACACCAGCCGCUUCUCCCUCGCCGGACCCAUCGUCAUCACAAUCUCCUGUACCACCACCGAAACCCCCAAAGCCCUAUGAGCAGAAUCGACCCACUCCUCCGCCACAGCAGGAUAGGCAUUCCGGUUAUGUUCCACCGCCUCCUCCUGUACCACCCCAUCCACCUCGGCAGUAUCAACAGCAACACCAGCAUCCUACCCGGAAUGGAUACCCGCCGCAGAGUCACUGGCCGCAGCAGAACGUUCCUCCCCAGAAUUUCCCACCGCGGCAGUCCAGCUACGAUACGAAUCCCCCGACACCAAUAUCAAAGCCCAUGCGGCCACACGUACAGGCUCAGGGUGGAGAGAAAUACCCACCAAGUCCGCACGAAAUUAGAAGUCCUGUGAGCCCAAUAAGUCCAGAAGACCAACGUCCGGCUCCACGGUAUUCGAAACCAAUGCCACCUACAUCGGGCCUAACGAACUUCUCUCGACCCCAACACUAUCAAGCCCCACUGCAGCAUCGACAUCAUGGCCCUCCCCUUCCAGCUCAGCAGACGUACCAACAAGGCCCUCCCCACAGCUAUCUACCACAGCCCUACCAACAAUAUCAACAACCUCCGCCCCAAGUUCAACCAGCACACUCAGCCCCGGCACCUCCGACAAAUCUCCUCGACGAAUCUCUAGAGGUAACCAUCCCAUCCCAAACUGGCAACCAAGUUCCCCUCCCUGUCCCACCAGUCCCUCCCAACCCAGAAAAAGACGCCCUCCUCCGCGCCCUCAGCACAACCCUCGUCUCCCAAAUCCGACAAAUCGUGUCCGCCAACCAUUCCGCUAUCACCCCCCUCCAUGCCCAGCAAACGGCCCUCCAAGCUGCCUACUCCCGGCUGCAAUCUGAAUUCGACCAACUCCAGCAGCUCGACGAGGCGCUCGCAUCCAACGAAAAGAUCCUAAGAGACGCAAUGCUGGAAGCAGACCGCGUCAUGGAGGAAGCGCGGACAAGAAAAGUCCCGGAUGUGGAUGAAGUCCUUGUUGCGCCGAUGGUGGUUGGCGGGCAGUUAUACAGUCUUGCAGCGGAGGAGAGAGGCAUUGCAGAAUGUUUAUUUGUGCUGGGACGCGCGUUGGACAAGGGCAGGAUAGGGGCAGAUGUUUUUGUUAAACAGACGAGGAGUCUAGCGAGAGAGCAAUUCUUGAAGAAAGCAUUGAUCAAGAAGAUUGCGAGGGGCAUGGCUUUGGACGAAUAUCAAAUGCAGUGAACCAUAUAUCAAACAAGGAGGAGGACGGGCGGUCUUGAACGAAAAAACUUCUUGAUCAUCAUACGUUUUGCAUGCAUUCGGCCCCGGAAUACCGCUAAUGUGCGUAUACGUAGCAGUAGGUUCGCCAUAAAAGGGAAAAUAUUAUUUUUUUACUCAUAUCUUUGAAUUGUCUUCAUAUUUCUCUAUCACUCUCCUUCUAGGCAUCUUCACUACAAGACAAC
This is a messenger RNA of Lindgomyces ingoldianus, 2106 nucleotides long. RefSeq names its product UEV-domain-containing protein. The record is from RefSeq and is a predicted model, not a curated record. The transcript is spliced from 5 exons. Bases 119 to 1885 code for a protein of 588 amino acids. Gene Ontology annotation, biological process: protein modification process; protein transport; endosome to lysosome transport. Lineage: Eukaryota; Fungi; Ascomycota; Dothideomycetes; Pleosporales; Lindgomycetaceae. Gene Ontology annotation, cellular component: ESCRT I complex. Gene Ontology annotation, molecular function: ubiquitin binding.